AUGGCCUCCUGGCGCUCUUCCCGACAGGCUGCACCAUCUGCCGCUGGAUCGAGUUCAACAUUUCCGAGCAGCCCCUCUCCGGUACCAAAUACUGAGCUGGAAGGCGAUCUCUUCGGACGCAUGGAUACAUUCCUUGCAAGCCUUCAAACACCGCCCUCAUCUCCACAGUCCAGUAUCGACGGGUUUGGCGAACCGAUGGACGUCGAGGCUCCUCUUCCAGACAUUCCCAUGCCGCAAUACGUCGGUUUCGACGAACGGGAGCGUGUGGCGGGUGCUGCAGAUCACCUGCGCCACUUUCUACACCAUGGUGGGCAACUUGACAUGCGCCAUAUAGAUGGUGGUGAGUAUAUUGGGGUCGGACAAGCACCGGAGGAGUAUCAAGAGACAGGGGCCCCUCGUGUGCGUCAGACCAAGAAGACGCCGACAGACCCAUUGUUCAGACCAUAUGCGGAUCGAGUAGCAUGCAUCCUCGAUGUCCUGCGUCACCUACCUCGGUCAAUAUUCUCUGACGCGCAGAUGGAAACCAUCACCUGGGCUCAAGCUGCACUGCACGUCGAUAAUGUGCCAUCCGUUUCCUGGCUCAAAAAUAUGAGUGACGAUCUGCAGGACAAGAUAGGCAUCCGCACAUUGCGAUUCCAGGGCGCACUGGGCCACGUCUACUACUCGAACAGCUUGCAAGACCAAAUUGCGCAGGAGUUUGGCAACCCGUUGAUCUCGAAGCAUAUUGGCGUAUAUCCUGCCGAUGUUGAGCCUGGCAUCUCCUUGACAGACCCGCAUCAGUUCCGGCGGUGGCGCCACGACGCGGACCCUGAUAUCCUGACACCAAUGCUUCGAAUGAAGAAUCCGAUUUCGGGCGCUUUCGAAGACUUCUAUGUCUUCGAACCCGCUCAGUUGAACGCCGAGGGCAAGAACGAGAUCUGUAUGCCUGUUCGAUUCUUCACACGAGAGGUCUCUGCUGGUCAGACAUCUACCAAGGAGUUCUUCGUAGAGGCAUGGCGCCUUCAACCCGUUGUGAGCGAUCGGCCUGAAGGCUCGGGAUACGUAGUCCUCGAACACUCUUCAUUCGAGUUCCCUGCCAGUUGGUUACUACUGUCGUUCAUACAACUCCGUUCAACAUACGAGACUUUGGGUGUUCCGAACCCGGGAAGAAUACUGGGGCGUCGUAUCGAGCUUGGCGGCGAGCUGCUUGGUUGGUCGCGUACAUCCGAUGCACAGGCGGGCAAUAACUGGCGAGUGAAGGCGCGCGGGCACCGUGUUGCGACGUUCAUGAUGUGGCUGUACUGCGAUGACACGUCCGGCAACAGCUCUAAGAAAUGGAAUAAACACAAUUCCUUCUUAUGGACGGCCGCCGGUCUCCCUCGAGCGAUGGCGCAACAGCAACAGAAUGUUCACUUCCUAUGUACAUCUAAUCUUGCGCCGCCUCUCGAGAUGCUGGAUGGCAUUGCCACACAACUCGAGGAGGGUCAGCGCGAUGGAUGGUGGGUGUGGGAUUACGCAAACAGCGAGCCCGUACUCGUCAUACCUGAAGUACUCGCGCUGUUGGGUGAUAACCCGAUGCAGAGCGAGCUCUCUUGCCACAUAGGGCUAAUGGGCAAGUACUUCUGUCGAAUCUGCAAAGUUCGAGGUCGUGAUGCGGCCGACAACGAGCCGCGCGCUCGACCCACUGUCGUCUCGCCACUCGAUAUACCGCAGAACGAGGCCCACCCGGCUGCGACUGUCACCUCUCCCUUAUCCGAUGAGCUUGACUCUGCCUCAAAUCCGUCUUCAGCAUCUACCCUGGCAGGCUCAUCUGUCGAGUCCUCCAAUGCCUCGACUUCAGGGCUUUCAGGCUCUGCGACGUCUGCCGCUUCCGAUGCAGCACCUUCACCGACUACCACGAAGCCACGCAAGCGUCCAAUGGAAACACUGCAACAACUGCGUGAUCGGGCCGUCCGCUUUCUGGCAACAAACCCACUGCGCCACAAGGACGAAACGCAGGCCCAACUACGCUCUAUCUUCACGGAAGCGUCGCGCGUGGGCGGUAAGACUCAGGCCGGACACAUGCAGACAGAGUUCGGCGUCAAGGAUACGUAUCAGACAAGCUUUAUGGAGCGCAUCUUCGAGUUCGGCCGCAAGCUGCGCGGUUCCGUGCCCGAAAAGCAAGCCAAGAUGGACGCAUACAUUCGAGACAACAUCCCCAACAUCGUCACAAGCCCCGUGUGGCGCAUUAAGGAUCUUGAUCCUCACAAGGACACACCUGUCGAGAUUCUCCAUGUCGUGCUACUCGGAUACGUGAAGUAUUUCUGGCGCGAUAUAAUCUCACGUCUCAAUGCCGACGAGAAGAUCCUUCUGGCCACAAGGCUCUCGUCGUUUGACGUCUCUGGCCUUGGUUUAUCUCCACUUGUAGGCACAACUCUUGUCCAGUAUGCGGGCUCCCUCACUGGCCGCGACUUUCGUGCCCUCGCACAAGCUGCACCAUUCGUUCUCUAUGAUCUCACCUCCGACGAGUGCUAUGACGCAUGGGUUGCACUUUGCCGCCUGAUACCACUGAUCUGGCAGCCGGAGAUCGUGGAUCUUGACGCACACCUUAGCGAGAUGGAGGAGGCGAUCGACUACUUUCUCUUGUGCACCGCCAAGUGGACACCUCGUUGGUUCAAUAAGCCGAAGUUCCAUUUACUCCGCCACCUUCCAGCUCACAUACGCCGCUUUGGCCCUGCCAUCUUGUUCGCUACUGAGGCGUUCGAGGCCUUCAACGCUGUAAUACGGGCGCAGAGCGUGCACAGUAAUCGGCACGCCCCUUCACGCGACAUUGCACGGGGCUUGGCCCAAUGCAAUCGUGUUCGCCACAUAUUCAGUGGUGGUGUCUUUGCCCAGCGACCCGAGCCUGCAGAUCCUACCGCUCGAUCUGUUGCCGACGUUCUUCCACCCCUGUUCCCGGGUCCUGAGCCACCACGCGCCGAGCAGUUACAGACUGCCGGUGAAGGUUGCUUAGCCCUUGUACACCUUGGACCGGGUUCGGGCUCCCGCCGCAAUCAUCUCGCCAAUGAACUUGGUAUACUGCGGCAAGCAGACCCUACCCCAGGACUCGUCUCCGUCCCGGCAAAAGCAAAGCCGGUGCCGUGGUCCUCUUUUCACACGCUUUCCAAACUGUCUGAGCCCGAUACACCACCGGAUACUUCAAACCCAAUGUAUCUGCGUUGUUCAGACGUCAUCUUACAGAAUGGCGAGAAAGCAAUCGUCGGUUCGUGGGCACUACUCGGCUCACUCGAUCGCAAGGGCCACCCUCUCCAGCCUCUCAGAAUUGCACAAGUCGUAGAGAUCUACCAACGACUGUCAUCACCAGCAUACCUGCAGGGUAUACCUGAUCAGGUAAUGGUCCAGUACAGCGAGCGCACGGACGAUAUCAUUCCCGGCUACCUGAUGUACAAGCUCGCUCGCCGUGAGUUUGAACUUGUCGACUUCAAGAACCUAGUAUGUUUGGUCAACGUACAGCACAACUGCGCAGACAACAACUGCGACAUGUCAGGAUCUGCGAAGCUGAUACAAGAGCGCGAGGAUACUGGCCGUACUGUUCCCCGGGUCAAGCAUCAUAACCCAGACGAUAUCAUGCUCAACAUCGCGCAGCAGCGCAGCGCUCGAUAUGUAGGCGUGUUUCGGGCACCUGUCCAACCGCUGGAGCUUGAAUCGAGCGUCAUGACGGGUGCUGAACGGGAGAUCAGGGAACAGAAGGCCGGAAAGGGAAAGAAGAAGGGCGGAGCGCGAAGGAAAAAGGCCACUCAGCCUGCUGUCCCUGCGCGUAAGAAGCCACAGCCAAAAUCUACCGCUCAAAAGCCUAAGCCGGGGUCAACGUCGCGUAGCAAAGACGGGAACACGGCGGCACGGAACGGUGGCAGAGGUGGGAAUACCAAGGGCAAGGGUCCUCGUGGUGCUGCUGCUGAGAAACCCACUUCUAGCCUAGCAAUGGAGAUAGAUUAG
Molecule: messenger RNA, 3954 nt
Organism: Peniophora sp. CBMAI 1063
Lineage: Eukaryota; Fungi; Basidiomycota; Agaricomycetes; Russulales; Peniophoraceae
Source: the annotation of a GenBank genome assembly